Molecule: messenger RNA, 600 nt
Organism: Mirounga angustirostris (Northern elephant seal)
Lineage: Eukaryota; Metazoa; Chordata; Mammalia; Carnivora; Phocidae
Product: large ribosomal subunit protein P1-like
Exons: 1
Coding region: 1-342 (113 amino acids)
Biological process (GO): translational elongation; cytoplasmic translation
Cellular component (GO): ribosome; cytosolic large ribosomal subunit
Molecular function (GO): protein kinase activator activity; ribonucleoprotein complex binding; structural constituent of ribosome
Source: RefSeq, a predicted model, not a curated record
AUGGCCUCCUUCUCGGAGCUCGCCUCCAUCUACUUGGCCCUCGUCCUGCACAGCGAUGAGAUGACAGUCUCGGAGGAUAAGAUCUAUGCCCUCAUUAAAGCAGCAGGUAGAAGUGUUGAACCCUUGUGGCUGGGCUUGUCUACAGAGGCCCUGGCCAGUGUCAACAUCGGGAGCCUCAUCUGCGAGGUAGGGGCUGGGGGCCCUGUUCCAGCAGCUGCUGCUACACCAGCAGGAGGUCCCACUCCCCCCACCAUGGCUGCCCCAGCUGAGGAGGAGCUGGAAGCAAAGGAAGAAGAAUCUGAAGAGUCUGAUGAUGACAUGGGCUUUGGUCUUUUUGACUAACCGUCUUCUGUAACACAGUUAAUAAAAAGCUGAACUCUUGGGGCGCCUGGGUGACUCAGUUGGUUAAGUGGCUGACUCUUGAUUUCUGCUCAGGUCAUGAUCUCAGUGUCGUGGGAUCGAGCCCUGCAUCCUCAUUGGGCUCCACGCUUAGUGGGGAGUCUGCUUAUCCCUCCACCCCUCUCCUUGCUCGUGCUCUCUCUAAAAUAAAUAAAUAAACCUUAAAAAAAAAAAAAAAGCUGAACUCUUAAAAUAAAUAAA